This is a messenger RNA of Pelobates fuscus (common spadefoot toad), 1610 nucleotides long. Its product is annotated as CMP-N-acetylneuraminate-beta-galactosamide-alpha-2,3-sialyltransferase 2-like. Gene Ontology annotation, cellular component: membrane. Bases 516 to 1511 code for a protein of 331 amino acids. Gene Ontology annotation, molecular function: beta-galactoside (CMP) alpha-2,3-sialyltransferase activity. NCBI's taxonomy places the organism in Eukaryota, Metazoa, Chordata, Amphibia, Anura, Pelobatidae. Gene Ontology annotation, biological process: sialylation. The transcript is spliced from 6 exons. The record is from RefSeq and is a predicted model, not a curated record.
CUUUUUUUUUUUUUUAAUGAUAAACAGUUAUUUCUUGAUAAAAAAAAAAAAAAACACUGCUUUAAAUGGUUACUCCAAGCAUCAUAAGCGCUAUAGCUGGAUGAUAACUCAUGUAUGGAUGCAAAAUUGUAUUAACGAAUUUGUUAAUCUUAUUGGCUCCGUAUUAGAAGAAGCCAUGAACCACUGCAAUUGGAAGAAUUACAAAUAAACCACACAGUUUUAUCAAGAUAAAAAAAAUAAAACAAACAUACAAUAUUGUAAUUUGUACAUGAAAAUGCAUUCCCUCAAUUUUUCUUUCAUCCUGAUGAAUGUUUUUAAUUAGAUGAUUCUUACCUCAACUGACGAACAUCUGAAAGGUUUCUCAAAACCACUCAAUGUUACAUAGUGUAAUCCUGUAUAUCACGUGGUAAUCAUAAAAAAUGACACUAGAAGAGAACAGGAAAUUAUAAAUUGAACUAGGACUUUUUUCUUUUUUUUGUUCUCCUGAAUUUUGGACCUCCUUAAGGACUGGAGCCAUGCAUUCCAUUCGCUCAUGCUGCCGAUUAUUCCACCAUAGAACAACAGUUUGGAUUCCACCUGUGGCGUUUAUAAUAGCCUUUCUGAUAUACCUCUCCUUCUUCACAAACUCUUCAAACCCUGUUGAUCGGGUCGGGGAACUAGAUUACAAUAGUUGCAUGUGUGGCCGCUGUAGGCCAGAGAAACCAAGAACUGAAUGGUAUAAUGAGCACUUCAAUCAAUCAAUAGAGCCUCUACUUACGAGGAAAGACCAGGAGAUACCAGAGCAUGUUCAUAAAUGGUGGUUGAAACUUCAAGGAUCAAAUAAUGCCAGUUCCAUUACUGAAGUCCUGGAACAGAUGUUUAGGGUUAUACCUACUGGCAACCCAUAUGCAGAAAAAAACAAUCGACCGUGCCGGACCUGUGCGGUGGUGGGAAAUUCAGGGAACCUCAAAGGAUCUGGUCAAGGAAAUCUGAUCGAUUCCCAUGGCUUAAUUUUCAGAAUGAAUGGUGCCCGUACUUCUGGUUUUGAAGAGGAUGUUGGUUCGAGAACAACUCAUCAUUUUAUGUAUCCAGAGAGCGCGGUACACCUACAGCAUGGAGUCCAUCUUGUGCUGAUCCCAUUCAAACUACUGGACUUAAAAUGGAUUACUAGUGCCCUUACAACAGGAGAGAUCAAAUCCACAUAUACAAGGGUGAAGCAAUUUAUCAAAGCUGACAAAGAUAAGGUAUUGAUAUUUAAUCCUGCUUUCUUUAAAUAUAUUCACGAUAACUGGACCAAUCAUCACGGGAAAUAUCCUUCUACCGGAAUGCUGGCGGUAUUCUUUGCUCUACAUAUUUGUGACGAGAUAUCCGUGUUUGGAUUUGGCGCAGACAAACACGGAAACUGGCAUCACUAUUGGGAGAAAAACCGAUUUGCUGGAGCUUUUCGAUUCACAGGGGUCCACAACGCAGAGUUUGAAUCAAUGCUCAUAACAAAAUUAGACAAAGAAGGAAAACUGAAAUUUUACAAAUAAAUCACGUCACUGUACAUUUCAAAAACCAAAACAAUGCACUGUAAACAGUUAAUUUUUUUAAUACUUUGAUAAUAAAAGUGAUAUAAAUAUAGUCUUGAA